UCUCCGUGUGGCCAAUCCCGCAUCAGCUUUCAGGCGGAUUACCUCCUGUAAUACCUGCUUCACCAAUACCGCUGUUGGGCAAUGAGAUGAGAGCAAUUUAACGCGACAUUUCGAGGCAGACCAACAGCAGUAUUCAUGCAUUGAAGAGAGGGACGCGUUUAGGAUCCUCCAGCAGCAUGUGCAAGCGCAAAACACCGUAGUAGCAACAUCAGCAGCACCACACCUUCCAGCUCCGGCGUCGGAUGGAUUAUUAUCAUCACUAUUAGACACAUCAGAUCCGACCUCCAGGAUCCAUAAUGCGCGCUGGGCGAGCCUGACACCACCGAGAUGCUGCCGGGCUCCAUUCAGAUAACGGGAGAGGCGCUGUCCGGUGCUGAAAUCAAAGACAUAUGCGACAGCCUGAAGGAGAACAGCGUGCGGCUGCUGUCGGUGCGCGGUUGUCAGCUCUCAGACCGGGACUUUGGUCGUGUGUGUCGCGGGGUGGCGGAGUCGCACUCUCUGGCCCAGCUCAACCUCAACCUCGGCGUGGUGUCCACCAUCGGCCGGACCAAACAGCUGGCAGAUGCGCUGAAGGCCAACAGAUCCAUCCAGACCCUCUUCCUCCACGGCAGUCCACUUUUAGAUGCAGGCCUGGUCACCCUGAACACAGCUCUGUCCACUCAUCCCUCGCUGGUGUCCUUGGAUCUGGGAGAUUGCAUGCUGGGAGACGAGGCCAUCCGUCUCCUCUGUGGCCUGCUUCCUCCAGAUGGAGCCAAAUCAGGUCUUAAAGAGCUGACGCUGAGUGCCAACCCUGCCAUCAGCUCUCAGGGCUGGGCACGACUGGCCAUCGCCGCGGCUCACAGCUCACAAUUACGGGUCCUCAACCUCGACUACAAUCCCUUGGGGGAUCACAUUGCUGGGAUGUUGGCUGUCGCAGUGGCAUCCAGUCGAACCCUAGAAGUUCUGGACCUGGAGGGAACCGGCCUCACCAAUCAGUCAGCACAGAUCUUCCUGGACAUGGUGGAGAAUUACCCCACCUGCCUGCGUGUUCUGGUCCUGGCCGAGAACGACAUCAGCCCCGAGCUCCAGCAGCAGAUCUCUGACCUCCUCUCUGAAGGAGACGAGGAGGAGGAUAAAGACGGAGAGGCCCGCGGCAGCUCGGUGACGGCCCGAGAGAAACCCGCCUGGCUCCCGCACAGCAUAUCUGCUUCUAAAAGGCUGGGCCAAAAGGGAAGUACAGACAUUCACAUUCCUCCCCAUGCAUUCUUUAGGAGAGAUCAUUUACUGCUUAUGAAAUAGAGACUUGAGUUUAUUCUAAUGGCCGAGUCGUGAGUCCUGUAUAUCCUGAAGGCAUUAGACAUAGAGGUUAGCAAAGUUACAUUUUAAAGGAAUAGUUCAGCCGCAAAUGAUCAUUCUGUCAUCUGUAAACCUGUAUGACUUUCUUUCUGAGCUGAAGAUGACUCUGGAAGUUUAUCAUACAGUAAAAGUGAGUUGUGAAGCCCCAAAAUGACACAAAAGUACCUUAAAUUGAUCACCUAAUUACUUCAAUGCUCUUUAAAUAAAAUCAAUGGCAUCUGUAGUUUGUUUCAGAGCUUGCGCGAGACUGAAUUAAAGGGAUAGUUCACAAAAAAUGCAAAUUCUGUCAUCUUUUACUCUCCCUGUACUUGUUCCAAUCCUCUUUUUCGACUGUUGAACACAAAAGAAGAUCAUCUGAUGAAAGUUGGAAACCUGUAACCUGUCUGUAGUAUUUGUUUUACAUGCUAUGAAAGGACACCUAGUUUACACCUUUUUUAAGAUUUAAUAUUAAUAUUAUGGCUCUUCUUUGUGUGCCAGUUUAGGUUCAGUUCAAAACACAGUUCAGAUUUGUUUAUUAAAAUGUGUUAAAAAGUGUCAUGUUGGGUUUGUGUAUACAGCUCGCUGUUUUAGGGGUGUGUUUCGACUCCCCGCUCAACAUAACAAGAGGGCGGAGCCAAGAGCUCCUCCACUUUGUGUAUGGCAGCAGACAGGCAGACAGAGAGAAGCAACAUGAGUGAGAGGACCAGCAUUCAGCCGUACAUGUACGACUCGGACACAGAACAAGCAGAGACGACUGUUGAGGAAUCAAUAUUCCUAAUGUGCCAGAAUGUGUCAGAGUGCUAGUUACAAAAUCAUUUGUGUCUUUGUAUAGCUUUACCGCCGCUAUGUAACGAUGCAUGCGUCAUCAGUAUUGGUGGGCGGGGGGACCGCACUCCUACAUCAAGUUGCGGUUGGUCUCAAAACCGCUCCAAUUGGUCCACCGUUUUUAUG
Danio rerio (zebrafish) is the source of this 2265-nucleotide messenger RNA. NCBI's taxonomy places the organism in Eukaryota, Metazoa, Chordata, Actinopteri, Cypriniformes, Danionidae. The record is from RefSeq and is a predicted model, not a curated record.